AUGCUCGUGUCUGACCUGGACAGGGGACGACUUGUUAACUGUGGCGACUCGAACCUGGUGGUUCGGCAGAUGAGUGGAAAGAUUGAAUGUAAGUCGCCGAGUCUGAAAUUGCCCCGGCAGAAAGCAAUGGAUCAGUUGCGAUCUUGGCCAGAACAUGAAUUUCUCCAUGUGAAGAGGGACUGGAACCAGAGCGCUGACAGUCUAGCAAGUGCGGCACUGCAAAAAGGUGAAGGUUCCGUGAUCAUGACAGAAGCCAACCGGUAUGAUUUGAUAACGCUCAGCCACUUGCCAGAGUUAUUGGUCCCUCAAUCUGACCAGACGGUGAUUAAGAUUACAGCCGUCAUGAGAUCGCACCGGCGACACAGGCCAGAAGUGCUACAGGAAGUUGUUGUACAGCGAGUACCAACGGAUCGAAUUGCUCGAGCUCAAGGUGAGGAGAAGUGGGAUGAGGACCUUAAGAUGUAUUUGCGAGGGGGUGUGCAGGAUCCGACAACGACGGAAGCUAAAACCUGUGCCAAGAUCGCAGAAGAUUUCGAGACCGACGAGGCCGGCCUUCCCUUCUCCUGUCCUCCGUCCAAACAAUCUGGCAAAGAUGGCGACCUCGUGAUGUACCAGAAUUGUUGCAAAGCGACAUUCUUCACCACUACCAUAGCGUCACGGUGCCGACAGACGCCGACCUACCGACACAUAAACGAUCAAAUCUAUAUUGAAGGGAUAUAA
Phytophthora nicotianae INRA-310 is the source of this 720-nucleotide messenger RNA. RefSeq lists its product as hypothetical. The transcript has a single exon. Gene Ontology annotation, molecular function: RNA-DNA hybrid ribonuclease activity; nucleic acid binding. The coding region runs from base 1 to 720 and encodes 239 amino acids. The record is from RefSeq and is a predicted model, not a curated record. NCBI's taxonomy places the organism in Eukaryota, Oomycota, Peronosporomycetes, Peronosporales, Peronosporaceae.